Molecule: messenger RNA, 5981 nt
Organism: Girardinichthys multiradiatus
Lineage: Eukaryota; Metazoa; Chordata; Actinopteri; Cyprinodontiformes; Goodeidae
Product: formin-1-like
Exons: 19
Coding region: 1-4068 (1355 amino acids)
Biological process (GO): actin nucleation
Cellular component (GO): actin filament; nucleus; endoplasmic reticulum membrane
Molecular function (GO): microtubule binding
Source: RefSeq, a predicted model, not a curated record
AUGUCGUACCUGCAAGCUGCAGCUGCACUGACUCAAACUGUGGGUUGGCCCCUUAAAGGCCACCCAACCAAUCAGAGAGCAGGGAUCCAGCUGGGAGCUUCUCUAUUGGGUGAAACUCCUGUCGAUCACAGCACGCCAGCCGGGAGAAGCGGCGAUUUUCCUCCGCACUCAGCCUCUACUCACACUGCUACAGUAACUAACAUGGCACCAAUCAUGGAGGGCACACACACCAUCUUGCUUCUGUAUGAACCCAUCCAUGAGCUAAGCAACAUCAGCCUCUACUUUCCCAAGAGGCGGCCCCCCAUCUUCAAGUACAAGAGCCGCACCUCUCAUUCAGCAAGCGCCGGUAAUGACCUUAACUUGGGGAAGCAGAAUCUGGCUGUGUCCAAACAAAGAGGCCAGUCUCUUGACUCUUCAGGCAAACUCUUCAACUCUCAGCAGGCAACAAAAGAAGCAGUCGCAGAGCUCUGCUUGCUUGCAGCAGAGCACCACCAGUUGCUGGCAGGUCUGUUAUCGCUGUGUCGGGAUUGCGCUAACAAAGUCAGGAUGGGUAACCAGGAUGGGAAAUUCCAGGAGUGUGAGGAAGGUCAGGAAGUUUACCUUGGAGGUCGGGUUGUCUGUGACAGCAACUGCUCCAUCUCUGGGCAUAAGACGGGUGAAGCCAAGAGCAAAAAAAAGGUGAAAAGGCUGGGAGGCAAAAAGCUUGAAAGCUCUGAGGAUUUAAUACACACUAAGAUGAAAAAGAAAGCUACAAAAGGACAAUCACAUGUGGAGCUUCCAACAGAAAACAAAGUAUCUACAUCUGCACCUUUACAAGCAGAGCAAGUCCCAAAGAAAAAAGGCUAUGUGUCUGACAGCACCCCGAGUAGUUCUAAUGUCAGAAAUGUCAGUAAACCCAUCCCAACAAUAGAGGAACCUUUUCAGACAAUUCAAGGAAACUGGGACUUCAUAGAGGACAACAAGACCUUUGACCACGUCAUGGAUUUCUGUAAUGACUUCUCAGAGUGUGACGGUGAGCUUGGCUUUGCAUCAUCCUCUUGCAGUCUGAUAGAGGGCCUGAAUAGACAACAGAGUGGGGGGCAACCAACAUUAGCUGGGAAUGGAUCAACAGUCCACAAAUCAGCUCAACAUCAGCUGUAUAGUGGCAUCAACCAAAGAAACGUGGGCGUCAGGGUAGUUGCAAAAUUGCAAGAUGUGGAAGGUAAAGUUUUCCAUGUCAGCCAUGCAAAUCCAAACAAAGCAUUGCGGCAUCCAGGGACUAGCAAGAGUAAACAGAAGACUGGAGAGUGGGGAAUGCAAAACGGAGACUACUGGUUCGUAAGUAAGGACAAUGGUAACAAACGUUCUGAGGGGCUACGACUGCCCCUUUCCAACACUACAGAGCCCUCAGCUCCAGUCAGAUCUCACUCAAAGAGCCCCUGUUCAUCUUCUCUUGCUGGAGUCUUCAACACAUCUUUCCCAGCCUCAAACAGCCUCCAAAGCAUGUCGCCUGUUCUGUCCCCUUUGUCUACCAAGCAACUGAGUCCACAGCUCAACCACCGCAUUGUGCUGCUCUCAGAUAAGGACGAAGAGCCCGAUCAAGACAGCUCCAGCAACACAGAUGUACCCAAAAGCUUUAAUGAGGUCAUGGAUAGAAACGGUAACAAGCGGACUGUCACACGCCUGGACCUGGAACUCAACAAGCAGCCUAACAACUUCAAGCGGAUCUCCUCUAGCAACUCCACAACAACAGAAGAUUCCCUCCAACGUCAGGAUGAUAUUUGGAUGCUGGAUGGUGUUGACCCUCAGGAGGUCCUUUCCCGCACUCCUCGCCCCAACCAUCUUGAAUUCCUUCGCAUCACACCGCCCGAGGAUGACAUCAUGGGGGACACGCCCUACUACCCUAAGCUACAGUGCACGACAGAGGUCUCUCCAACAGACAGCGAGGAUCGGACUCCGGGCCGUCUGCAUGCCGUGUGGCCUCCGCCUAAACCUAAAGAUGAGGAGGAGAAGGUGGGGCUUAAGUACACAGAAGCAGAGCACCAGGCUGCCCUCUUGCAGCUGAAAAGAGAGUGCAAGGAGGAGCUGGAGAGGAUGCAUUCUGACUUUGAGCUGAAAAUCUUCCAUCUUCGAGGUGAACAUGCUGUCUCAAUAUCAAAGCUGGAGGGAGCCAUUGGAAAGCUGCAGAAGGACAGGCUGCACAGUGCAGGUCAGGCUCAUAGUCCUGUGUGCGAUGUGGCUAUCUCCACCUCAGAAAAUUUGACCCCCAAGAACUGUCGCACUGUGGGGAUCCAGACUGACAGGGAGACGUUCAUUAGGAGCCCAGAGGGGGAUGGAGAGGAACUUGUUCAAAGCCCUAACCAGAACCUACGUAAAAAACUUAACUUGGAUUCUAUCGGACUAAAUCUCAAUGCCGAAACAGCCCCUGGACCUUCUGGACCACUGCCACCUCCUCCCCCUCCCCCUCCUCCACCUCCCCCACCAAACCUUUCAGGACCACCACCACCCCCUCCUCCUCCUCCUCCAGGGUUCUCAUUACCACCACCACCCCCUCCUCCCCCCUUGCCAGGCCAAACUGGAGGGCCACCACCACCACCACCUCCUCCUCCAGGAGGGGGUCCACCACCCCCUCCGCCUCCUCCUCCUCCUGGCUUACCUGGAGGCGGUCCACCUCCUCCUCCACCUCCUCUGGGCUGCGGGCCCCCACCUCCUCCCCCAAUGGGAGGGUUCAGCCUACAAGUUGAGGCUGCUCCAAGGAAACCUGCCAUUGAGCCUGCCUGUCCCAUGAAGCCACUGUAUUGGACCAGGAUACAGAUACAGGAAAACAACAACAAGACACUCUGGGGUUCUCUGAAAGAGCCCGACAUCGUCAACACCAACGAGUUUGAGGAUUUUUUCUCCAAAGCCAUGAUCAAGCAGAAGAAGAAGCCCUUGUCUGACACCUAUGAAAAGAAAACCAAAGCUAAGAAGAUCAUUAAGCUGCUGGAUGGGAAGCGUUCUCAAGCAGUUGGCAUCCUCAUAUCGAGCCUGCAUCUGGAAAUGAAGGACAUUCAACAGGCUGUUGUUAAUGUGGACAACUCUGUGGUGGAUUUGGAGACCAUUGAGGCUUUAUAUGAAAACAGGGCCACCAGUGAUGAGAUUGACAAAAUCUUGAAACAUUAUGAGACUUCGAAAGAAGAUGAAAUGAAACUUCUGGACAAACCUGAACAGUUUCUUUAUGAGCUCUCCCAGAUUCCUGACUUUGAAGGCAGAGCUCAUUCCAUGAUCUUCCAAUCAGUAUUCCUUGAUACUGUCUCCUCCUUACAUCGCAAGGUGAAAAUUAUCUCCAACGUCUGCAAAGACCUCCUUGGUUGUAAUAGCCUGCGGGAUGUGAUGGGUCUCGUUCUGGCCUUUGGGAACUAUAUGAAUGGAGGGAAUAGGACAAGAGGUCAGGCCGAUGGCUUUGGACUGGAGAUCCUCCCAAAGCUAAAAGAUGUCAAGAGCAGGGACAAUCACAUCAAUCUCGUGGAUUAUGUGGUUUUAUACUACUUGCGAAAUUUUGACAAACAUGCCGGUACAGAUAAGAGUGUUUUUCCUUUGCCUGACCCUCAAGAAUUCUUCCAGGCAGCACAGGUCAAGUUUGAUGACCUUGCCAAAGACAUGAGGAAACUAAAGCGGGAUUUAACUGCUUGUGAGAAGAAUGUGGAGAAAGUUUGCACUAACUCAUCAGAGGAACACCUGCAGCCCUUUAAGCAGAAAAUGGAGGCAUUCCUGUCAGCUGCUCAAAAGGAGCAUUCUGCUGAAGAGGACCAGCUCAACGCAGCCCAGAAAAGGUUCCAGGAUGUGGUGAACUAUUUCGGUAUACAGCCAAAGCCUGGUGAAAAAGAAGUCACUCCGAAUUACAUCUUUAUGCUCUGGUACGAGUUCUGCAACGACUUCAAGAACUCCUGGAUACGUCAAAGUAAAACCAUCUCCAAGGAGAGAUUGAAGGAAGCUCAAGAAAACAUCAAGAAGAUCACGGCAGAAAAAAGAGUGGAAACCAAAAAGAUUAAUGCCAACAGUCUGAAAGAGAGGUUACGGCAGAAGGAAGCCAACGUGUCGUCCAGCUGAGGGAAAUUAUGAGUGGCAAGGCAGAAGAAGAAAGAUUGCAGCGAGGAAGCGUGCAAGCCCCAUCCAUUUUACAUUUACCACCUGCCUCACAAUAACACAAUAAAACCUGAGCAGAUUUACUGUUGUAUCUUUGCUCCACUAACAGCAGCCUCGGCCCCAUCCUCCACACCCCUCCCCACCUCUAUGUUGAGCUUUUUUGUGCUCAUCUGCAGCAGCCAACACGGCUGAAGUGAUGGGACUCUUGAAGGCCAAAGGUUGACCUCAUUCAUCCGGCAUGCCAUGACCUCUGAUUGCCCAACUAAGGAUAGGUCUCCAGGGUUCACUGGGAUUCUCAGCAAGCUCCACAAGUUCCUCCUGGAUCUCCAGAAGCUGUGGAUUGUCACUUUUCUAAAUUUUAUCAGACAGCUUACAUGAGAAACUGAAAAAGCUCUGACAGAUUCACAGUUUUUAAGCCCUUGGUGGUGUUGUAGGAACACACUCUGCUUCCUGUCUCUGUCUUCUUAGAGGUAAAUCCGUGUUGACAAAACAGAUCUUUCUUUCUCAGAGCAGGAAAUUAGCAGCUUCUUUUGCAGUAGGUAACGUGUUUGAUUCACCCCGCCUCAUUAAGAAACCUCUUGCCAAUGCAUCAUGUCGUAGGAACCGUGCGUCUUUGGAGCAAUAUGAUGAAUGAUCUACACUUUCAAGUGCAGACAUGGAUUCCUCGAGUAUGGAUUACCGUGUACAAGUUGUGCAUGAGCACACGGACGAUUCGCUUUGUUGUGUGUUAGACUGCACCUGACUGUGCUCCGAUGGGUGGCAGCCAGAGGCGGGUGGCAGCUGGCAGCGAGUCUCGGCCCCCUAACACACACAAACUCAUAAAAACACCAGAAGAACUCAACAUCUCCUAGCUGUAUGCUUACUUGUGAAUAAAAGAAAGAACUCUACAUCACUGUGCUGUGCACCGUUUUAAGCACUUUCCCGCUUGCAGUAGCUGUAUGCCGUAGCACUACACUCCCUGUUAUGAUGCCUGCGUGCAUUUUGUUCAGCCUGCUUGCACUCCUUUCUUUUGCACCUCUCUUUAUGCAAAAACGUUAUCUUUAAGAAAUCUAAUUUUAAUGUCAUAAUAAAGCCAUGUUAGAAUAUACGUUCUAUUUUAAAAGUAGAGUAUUAACAUGAGUUGUAUGUACAAAUGUGUGAUGUAACUUUUUGUCAUUGAAGAAAAGUCUAUUUAUGUAAAGAAAAAUGUAUUUCAUGCCAAAAAAAAAAAGAAAAAUACAGCAGCUUUAUUGCUUUUUGAGCUUGCCUUCUCAUUGUAAGUUUGUUGACUAAGAAACUUCUUGAUAAAUUAGAAGAAAAAUAUAUUUUCACAUGGAUGCUACUUGUAUGUUGUGCCAUAUCUGAAGCGGGAAGUAAUCAGAGCUGCCUUUUAUGCUUAGAUUUGUGCUGCUAGGGUUGUGUUUUGGGUAACCAAGACGGAACAUGACCUCAGAUGAACUUCCAUUAAUAGGAUUCUCCAAUUCCCUCUGUACCCUCUGUACUUUGUUUUACAGGUGUCAUUUAUUUUUGUAUGGGAAAUCUAAAGCCUUUAACAGUUUAAUGUUCUUUCAGGUGGCUAGGAAAACAAAAAUGAGCUGAUGUAACUUGUACAUCGACUUAUCAUCAGCAGUUUCACAUGUAGGUGCAUUAUUUUUAUGGAAUUGUUUUAAAUUUCAAGAAUAUACUCCUAAAUACCAAGAGAAGCCAUCUGGGUGAAGAUGUGCACUCUGAAAGCUGUUGAAACUAUUUGAUUUUUUUCUUCUGUCAACUGUUCCAUUAUAAAGGCCUGUACCAUGUAAAUCUGAUACUUUGAACUGGCAAAAGGGUUUGAUCAUUCUUAAAACUGCUGGACAGUAAAAUCAUUUGUGAGAGUCAGAAUAAAGUCUGGCAGUAGAGCA